GGCAUUUUAUUUUUCUAAAUUAAAAUGUGUAAAUAAGAAAAUUCCCCAAUCAAAAGUUGUGAAAAUGAUAUGAAAUUCAUAAAUAACGAACGAACAUAACAAUAAAAUGCGAGUUUUCUACACUUUGCUUGCUGGAUAAGUUUGCCAGCAAGUGGAUGAAAACAGCAAAACGGAACAAUUUCGUGUAAUAAAUCUGUAGAUUGCAUGAAAUUAAUAGCGAAAUUCAACCACACUCACACAUUCACACACGAACACACACACAUGUAUAAAUAGUGCAUGCAACGCAUUUUUUUGGGUCAUAUGCACGCUGUGGUGCGGUGGUGGAUGGCGGAUGGUGGAUAACAACGCCCCAUCAUAACAAUACCAAUAAUAACGAUGAUGAUGGUGAUGAUGAUGAUGACGACGAUGUUGUUGCUGCUGCUGCUGAUGAUGAUGACCACACCAACACGAGCACUCCUGGUAUGAGAGCAAAUUAUAUAAAAUUAUCAUGCAGCGCAGGCAGCGGCCAACUUGGCCACUCGAAUUCAACCAAAACGAGGCUAAACUUCAACUGCAUACGUGGCGCUGCGUGCGGACUGCAUGACGUAUACGUGAUAUACGUAUAACGUAUACGUAAUUGGCGCUGUGGCCAAUUGCCAAAAAGCGGCCCAGGAACAAAACGUACAAAAUCGAAAGCAAAAGCAAAAGCAUAAAGCAAACAACGUGAGCAACAACUUAACUUAACUCAACUCAAAUCAGACGUGCGACAACUGUGACAAGUGCAAAGAACAAAUAGCACCACACACAAGUCGAGUGCAAUCGAGUCAUAGGCGUAGUCGCUGCAAAUGACAAAAGUUUCGAAAGUGUUGAAAAUGUGUUGAGGCAGCUGCCGCAAGAUGAGAAAAUGGCGAAGUUAACAUUGCACCGUCUACUGCAGCGUUUGCAGCUGACGGCGCUGCAGUUGGCCAACGACACGCCCACUUUAAUGCGCCGACCGCAACUCAAUAACAACAACAACAACAAUAGAAACCGCAUGGCUCUCUUAAGCUGGCUGCACUUGUGCCAUGGCAAUGGACACUACUACUUAACGCUGGCCGUGCUCAUCUAUGGCUAUCUAAUGCUGCACGCCUCAGCAACCUCAACCACUACGAAUAUGUCGGUCGAAUCGAAUCUAACAACAAUAACAACAAAAAUAACAACAACAGAAAUAAGUUUAGCUAUAAGCGAAAAGAAACCAAAACGCGAUGUUGUCCAUGUGCCUGACGAUGAUUACGAUGCCAGCUAUCCAGAUGACUUGGAUGAUUUAGAUGCCUUGAUUAAUAAUAAGUCAGCUAAAGGUAAAUACAUUGGAGCGCCAUGCAAUGAGUUGAAGUGUGACGCAAAACUUGUGCAUGUCACCUGCGAUAAGGAGACGCAGUUGUGCAGUUGCGAGCGCAACUAUCCCGUUCAGCUGGGACCGAUAAAGGGCUGUGCCAAACCUAAGAAACUGGGCGAUCAGUGUUUCUACGACGAGACCUGCAUCUACAACGAUGAGAACUCCCUCUGUGUUCAGGUGCGACACAAUGCGAUGUGCCAGUGCGCCAGCGGCUUUCACUCUGUCAGCUAUACGAAGCCAACAAGGCGGGUCUUUUGCACACCAGACCUGAGCGAGCUGAGCUCGGAUUUACCCACGUUGCUGGGCGUAUCCUCGGGCAUUGCGGUGCUGGCGGGUCUCAUUUGCAUGGUACUGCAUCUGUUUAGCAAAACCAAGUAUCCGAGGCAUCGGAACUUCGGUGAUGCGAAUAUACCGCCGCCCAUACUCUACUCCAGCGAUACAGGCAUACCGCUGACCGUGCACUCGGCACGUCCAUCGUCGCGUUCCAGCAUCCGUUCGACGGGCUCGAUAGGGUCAUUUGGUAAUCGUCGCGCCUCGUCCGGCGGUUUGACUGGCGCCGCUGGCGGCGGUGUCGGCAAUAGCAGCGGCGGUGGUGGCGGCGGCGGCGGCGGCGGCGGCGGCGGCAGCGGCAGCGGCGGACAUGGUGGCAACUCGAAGGGCAUACUGGUGUCGACGUCUCGUACAGGUGCGGCUAGAUCGGCCGCCAUAUUGCUCAUAUCGUGUCACAUUACGGCCGUAUCCAAACAAAAUUCACGCGCCUCGUCGCGUCACACAUCUGGCGCCGGCUGCAGCCAGCAUUCGCGCGACAAUCUUGACGAGAACAACGGCUGCAACGGCUCCGGCUCGGCCGGGGCUGGUGGUGGUAGCAGCGCUGGCGGCUGCCGCAGUUGCGAGAGCACGCUCUCAAUGAACCGCCAGCUGCAGAAGCAAUUGAAUCAUCAACGGCACCUGCUCAGCUUUGAGCUGUCGCCGGCGAAGACAAAGAAUCAGGAUAGAUUUAGGACCCUCUUGGGCUUGAAUGGCAUUCAUAAUUAUGAUGAUGACGAUGAUAAUAAUGAUGAUGGGUUCAAUAGCAUAGAUGCACUAGGUGCCAGUGGUGCCGGCAGUCGCGCUGGCGUUAGCGGCUAUGGCGGCUAUGGCGACUAUGGCAGCGGCAUUGGCGGCGGUGCCGAGCUGCAUCAUUUGCAAAUUGGCGCCCUGCCCACGCCGGCGAGUGAAACGCCCAGAUUUGCGCUCCAACAUUUGAUAGUUUGUUUAGUUCAUAAAUAUCUAAGCAAAAGUCCAAGAUAUUAAAAAUUAAAAGAAAAUGAAAUAAAACACAAAUGCAGUUGAGCCGGCGGAAGUUGUAAACAAUAUUGAAAAUAUUUCAGAAGCUAACUUGAAUAAUAACGCAAAUGAUAUAUAUGUAUACUCCAUAUACAACUGCAGCUUGACAAUAUGAUAUCGAAGCAAUAUGGCGGUGACUAUGUUCCUGUUUCCAGAAAUUUUUAUAACACCAUUAUCUAAUUCUUUAAAACAAAAUAACGCAAAUUAUUAUGAUAUCUACACGCACACACACAGACAUACACACUUACAGACACACAUGAACACACAUAUAUAAAUAUUUACACUUAAUAUUCCAAAUUGCAUGCAUCCUGUGAGUGGACUGUGUGGAACACUCCAUCGAUUAAAUGCACACCAACCGAUCCCAAGUUUUAUCUUAUUUGUUAUUCGAUAAUCUAAUCUGUCUAUGUCGCUUCUAACUGAAUGAGACUGAAUGCAUUUUGUUCCUAAGA
Molecule: messenger RNA, 3129 nt
Organism: Drosophila arizonae
Lineage: Eukaryota; Metazoa; Arthropoda; Insecta; Diptera; Drosophilidae
Source: RefSeq, a predicted model, not a curated record